Messenger RNA from Phalacrocorax carbo (great cormorant), 3994 nucleotides. The record is from RefSeq and is a predicted model, not a curated record. Lineage: Eukaryota; Metazoa; Chordata; Aves; Suliformes; Phalacrocoracidae.
AAUAGUCCCCGCAGCAGCGAUGGGUGGGCGGAGGGGUGCCCGAGUCCCCGCUGAUGCCGUUCUCCCCUCUCUCUGCACAGGGGGGUUUGCAGAGCUGCUCCUGGUGCUGCUGGGGCUGAAGGUGCCCAGCGCCCUGGGCUGCCCCACCGACUGCGUGUGCUACCCGUCCCCGAUGACCGUCAGCUGCCAGGCUCACAACUUCGUCACCAUCCCCAAGGGCAUCCCUGAGGACAGCGAGAGGAUCUUCCUCCAGAACAACCAGAUCACCUUGCUGCUGCGGGGCCACUUCAGCCCCUCCAUGGUCACCCUCUGGAUCUACUCCAACAACAUCACCUUCAUCGACCCCAACACCUUCGACGGGUUCGUCAACCUGGAAGAGCUGGACCUGGGGGACAACCGCUACUUAAGGGCUUUAGCGGCAGACACUUUCCAAGGGCUGGUGAAACUCCACGCCUUGUAUCUGUACAAGUGCGGGCUGAGCUCCCUCCCCAGCGGGAUAUUCGGUGGCCUCCACAACCUGCAAUACCUUUACCUGCAAGACAACCACAUCGAGUUCCUUCAGGAUGAUAUUUUUGUUGACUUGGUUAACCUCAGCCAUCUUUUUCUCCAUGGAAACAAGCUCUGGAGUCUCCAUCAGAACACAUUCAGGGGACUAAUAAACCUGGAUCGCCUGCUCAUCCAUCAAAAUCAGCUGCAGUGGAUUCACAGGCGGGCUUUUCACGACCUCCGAAGAUUGACCACCCUCUUCCUGUUCAAUAACAGCCUCUCGGAGCUGCAGGGGGACUGCCUGGCCCACCUGGGUGCCCUGGAGUUUCUCAGGCUGAACGGGAACCCGUGGAGCUGCGACUGCAAAGCCCGUUCGCUCUGGGAAUGGCUGCACAGGUUCAGAGGCUCCAGCUCCAGCGUCAUCUGCGAGUCCCCUGAGCAGAUGCACGGCAAGGACCUCAAGGUGCUAAGAGCAGAAGACUUUAGGAACUGUUCGGGGUCCGAGUCGCUCCAUCAGAUAAAAACACAUACGUUCUCCACAGCAGACAGAGGAGCCUCCAAAACCCACCACCCUCACCACUCCUCCAAGGAGAAGGGGAAGGAGAGAGGGGCCGAGAACAGUUUGCACAGCAGCCAGCCCGCCGCCCCCCCCAGCUCCCGGCCGGGCUAUCGCAAACCCGGCAAGAACUGCACCAGCCACAAAAGCCGUAACCGAACCUUUAAACCGGUAUCCUUGGGGCCGCGGAAAAACGGGCAGGAGGUUCCAGACUAUGUGCCUGAUUAUCAGCACAAAUUCAGUUUCGGGGUGAUGCCAACGCUCCCCCCCAGACGCAAGGGUAAGUGUACCCGGCGGACGCCCAUCCGCGCCCCCAGCGGGGUCCAGCAGGCAGCCGGCUGCGCGGGGCUCAGGGCAUCGCUCCUGGUUUUUAUGAUGGUCUUAGCGGCCAUCAUACGCUGAGCCCCCGGCGGCCGAUGGAGCGAGUCUGUACUGCCACCAAUCUACAAAGGACCAGAGUUUCUUUUCUUCUUCUUUUUUUGUACGUGGCGAGCGUUGGCCUGGCGAAGGGAAGAACGUUGUCUCGGCUUCUGAGUCUCUCCGUGCCCGGCCGGGCUGCCAACGCGGACUGUGCCGAACGCAGCGGGAGCGGAUUAAAAGGCAUUAUCACACCUUGUCACAAACAGCCUAACCGAGCACCUACAACAAAAAAAGCCAACCUUACAAAAACCCAGAUAACAGGGAUGGUAGCCAACCGGACAGAUGGACUGUAUCCAUGCUCUUGUGAAAUCCCGUUCAUUUGAGAGCGCUCUGAACGACCCCUCCAAUUACCGAAAGGAACAUAAUUGCUGUAAAAACGAUCACCAGUUAAGCCUACACCGUUUCUCUGAAAGUGAGUGCAAGGACACUGAUACUCAUGUAAUAAGGACAUUGGUUCUCCCACGUUUUAGCCCUUUCGGCUCCAAACCCAGAGGUCAAAGUUGGCUGGGAAUCUCUUAGAAGACAAUCUCAAACCCCUGAAUAUCUCAGGCACUACAGCAGAACAGGGCUUGCCUGCUGGGCUUGGAGUAGCCAACAACCAAAGGAAAGACUGAUUAGAGGUGGAAUUAAACAACAAACCCAACACUUAAAGAAAUGAGGUAUCCACAGGAGGUGCGUUUUUUUUUGUAACCAUGUUCACACGUCUGAAAAAAAAAUCAACCCCAACAAAUGCACAGGCUCCCCCCUUCCCCUCAGUUAUCCAUAUGUAUGUCUUAUAAUGUUUAUAAACUAUAUGGAAACUAUAUCUUCAGAGCUAAGGAUUGUAUUGUUGAAUUUAUAGCAGACCAGUAUAUGAUUUUUUUUUUUUUUCUCAAGAAAACAAACCGGCAGCAGUGCCUACAGAUGCUGAAAGCCAUCAGGCGGGCUCAGUACGCGCGGGGGAACCACAGCGGACCAAUGUUCUCAGCAAUUCAGAGCACUAAACUUUGGGAGGGGUGGGGGGGGUUGUGUACGAUGCAGCAAAGCCCACGUCCAGAGAGCCAGACCUCACCCUUACUUACAUCCUGAUUUGUAACUGGGGGGAGAGCGAGAUUAAUUAGUCCAAAUAAAUAGAGCCAUAGAGCUCUGUCUCCAGAGAGCGCUGCGAGGCCCCGGGGAGGAGAGGGGCUUUUUCGGGGCUGGAGGCAGAGAGGGGCUUCCCAGCCGUGUCGGUGGCGUGAGGACCUUUAUAGCUGGACUAAGGUUUUCACUGGGGCAGCAAGGAGCAGUUCCCAGGCUGCAGAUACUCCUGACAGUGUCAGGAGAGGUUUUAUUUCUUAAAAGAAUCAAGUUGUGUCACAGGAAGAGGCAGAAAGGGGGAAACUGCAGCUGGGAGAGGACCAGCGAGAAGCGCAGUGCCCAGGGUUUCUGGUCCGCCAUAGGAGAGAAAAAAUACAUGGUCCAAGAGAGCCAUACGAAGGGGGUUGUGGCCAGGUGGAGGAGAGGGAGCAGAUCUGCUUGUUCCCCUCAUCCCGAAUUGAACCCCGUGGCAGAGCGGUGCAUUUGCUGGUCGGGGGCACGGCGGAGCCGGCGGCAUCACCGAUGGCAGCCCACGGGCCCGGGGAGGUGCUGCCCAAAUUCCGCAGUCGGUGUGAAUUCCCUGUCAGUGUGGAUAUGUGAGACCAAACAGACACUGAAGUUAAUGAAACAAGGGAAAUAAAAGUGAUCUUGGACAAGAAAAGGCUGCUGUUCUUUUCGUAAUGAUAUCCCAGCGACGCAACGUUUCUAGCCCGUAGCUCACGUGUGGGGCUGGAAAGCCCAAAGGAAACGGCUCGUGUUUUCCAUCAGACACACCACUAGCUUCAGGAAAAACGGGCCAGCUCAGGACAUCCGCUCUCCCAGCCGCUUUGGGGAUGGGGAGAGGGUAUUUACGCAGCAGCAGAUCCCCUGGAGGCAUCUGGAAAUGAAAAGGGAAACUCCCAAGCGAAAAAAAAAAGAAAAAAAAAAAAGAAAAAUUCCCUGAUACGCUUAUUUUUAAGAGCAGUUGGGUGCUGGGAGCGGCAGCUGGGGGGGGCCCGGUGUCCUCUGCCCACCUCGCAAGCGAGGAGGGGCAGGGGCGUGGAUGCUUUGCUUUUAAAUACCCUUCUUGGGGAACAGCAGGAGUAACUCUGGGAGGGGAAAGGAAGAGGUUACUUCAUCAAGCCCUCUCCCUUCCAGCUCCUACCCAAACUUUUCUGUCUACAGGGCUCUGAAGCUCCACUAAAGGGAUGUCCAAUGCAGCCAGAACAAAUAAUCCGUGAUCUGAAAUAGCUCCCUCAUGUCCUACUCUCUAUAACCAAUAGCAACUGAAUGAGUCUGGCACUGUCCCUUAGAAGUGGAGAAUGUUGUUAUGUUGGUUAUUUCGUUUCAUACUCUGGAAAUCAAAGCUCUCUGUGGGAGAAUGAAGAAGAGAAGCACUUUAUUAAUUUUUUUUAAGUCCGUGUGUAACUUCUUUAAUAUAGGAGUGAAAUGUCAGCACAGGAGAUGCUAAUGUUUUAUAAAUGAUUUGGGUGC